Varanus komodoensis (Komodo dragon) is the source of this 2839-nucleotide messenger RNA. It is a transcript of the gene CHPF2, whose product is annotated as chondroitin polymerizing factor 2. The transcript has 5 exons. The record is from RefSeq and is a predicted model, not a curated record. Gene Ontology annotation, cellular component: Golgi cisterna membrane. The coding region runs from base 418 to 2730 and encodes 770 amino acids. Gene Ontology annotation, molecular function: glucuronosyl-N-acetylgalactosaminyl-proteoglycan 4-beta-N-acetylgalactosaminyltransferase activity. Lineage: Eukaryota; Metazoa; Chordata; Lepidosauria; Squamata; Varanidae.
CGCAGGAGCGGAACCGCCGAUUCCAGGCUUAGCCCCGGCUGGGCCCGGCGGCGGCGAGCGAGCCUGCGGCAGUUGGGCGGCUGGGCCUCGGUUCUGGGCAGCGUGCGGGCUUGGGCCGGCCCGCCCGUGGGUGCCCGCGUUGCGGGAGGGCCGAAUUCUCACGUGCCGGUCCCGCCGGCGAAAGAGGCGCCGCUCACGGCCGGGGAGCGGCGGAGCGUGCGGUGCACGCGACCACGCGGAGGAAAGGGCGGCGGCGACGCGGAAGGGCCUGAGGGAGGUGCCCGGCUGCAUCCCGAAGGCACACUUCUCCCGGUGAAUUGACCAGUGCCUGUUGCCACUCGCCCCCCUCCAUGAUCCCGGCUCCGUGGAUGCCCCAAGGCCCCCCGCUGCUCCCUGCAAGCUGAGUGGCUUCAGGCCAUGCGUGUGGUCAGUGUCCUGGCCUUCCUGCGGCCUGCCCUGCCUCUGCUCCUUGGCCUGUCCUUGGGUUGCAGCCUGAGUCUCCUGCGCGUCUCCUGGAUCCAAGGCGAUGGGAGUGACUCCUGCGUGGACCCUGCUGCCCUGGGACAUGGCAGGCAGCCUGCAGGAGGGAGGCAGCAGGGAGAGUCUCUGGGUGCUGGUGGCGGACCAGGCCAGGGAGCCAAGGGCGAGGAUUUCAAGCCACGGAUUGUGCCCUAUUACCGUGACCCCAACAAGCCCUAUAAGAAGGUACUCAGGACUCGCUACAUCCAGACAGAGCUGGGCUUCCACGAGCGGCUCUUCGUGGCUGUGCUGACCUCCAAGGCCACCCUGAACACGCUGGCCAUGGCUGUCAACAAGACGGUGGCACAUCACUUCUCGCACCUGCUGUACUUCACCGGGCUGCGCAGUGCCAAGGUGCCGCACGGCAUGGCCCUGGUGUCCCAUGGGGACGAGCGGCCCGUGUGGCUGAUGUAUGAGACCGUGCGCUACAUCCACCAGCACUUUGUGGGAGACUUCGACUGGUUCUUCAUCAUGCAGGAUGACACCUACGCCCAGGCGGAGCAGAUCAAGGCCCUCACGGCACACCUGAGCAUCAACCAGGAGGUCUACCUGGGCCGGGCAGAGGAGUUCAUUGGCGGGGAUGAGCAGGCCCACUAUUGCCACGGGGGCUUUGGCUACCUGCUCUCCCGCAGCCUGCUGCUGAAGCUGCACCCCCACCUGGACAGCUGCCGGAACGAGAUCCUCAGCGUGCGCCCGGACGAGUGGCUGGGGCGAUGCAUCGUGGACUUCCUGGGCAUUAGUUGUGUCUCCAAACACCAGGGACAGCAUUACCGGUCCUAUGAACUAGCUAAGAAUGUGGACCCAGAGAAGGAAGAAGGAGAGGCCUUUUGGGGGGCGAUCGCCAUGCACCCCGUCUCUGAAGCGACCCUCAUGUACCGCCUGCAUAGGAAGUUCAGCAGGAUCCAGCUGGAAAGGACCAACCAGGAGAUUGUGCGGCUGCAGACCCAGAUCCGCAACCUGACAGCACUGACGCCAGAGGGGGAGAGCGGCCUGGCCUGGCCUGUGGGCAUCAGCGCUCCUUUCCGGCCCAAGUCCCGCUUUGAGGUGAUCAGCUGGGACUAUUUCACGGAGCAGCACCUCUUCUCCUGCCCCAGUGGCGCCCCCAAAUGUGACCUGACGGGAGCCAGCAAGGCCGACGUGGCCGACAUCCUCCAGGCCGCCCUGGACCACCUCAACGAACGGUACCAGCCCCAGCUGCGCUUCCAGCAAUGGCAGCUGCUCAAUGGCUAUCGGCGGUUCGACCCCACGCGGGGCAUGGAGUACACGCUGGACUUGCUGCUGGAGGCCGUCACCCAGAAGGGGCACAGCCAUGUGCUGGCCAAGCGGGUGAACCUCCUGCGCCCCCUCAGCAAGGUGGAGAUCCUCCCCAUGCCCUACGUGACGGAGGCCACGCGGGUGCAAGUGGUGCUGCCCAUCACCGUGCAGGAGCUGGACUUCGUGGGCAGCUUCCUGGACACGUUUGCCACGAAUGCUCUGGAUGCACGUGAGAAUGCUCGGCUCAGCCUGCUCUUCGUCUAUGACCCCUACGACGCUCAGCGGGUCGCCCAGGUGGACGUCUUUGCUGGGGUGAAGGCCAUGGUGGCUGAGCUGGAGAAGCGCUACACAGACGUCAAGAUCCCGUGGAUCAGUGUCAAGACAGAGGUGCCCUCCCAGGUCAAGCUCAUGGACAUCGUCUCCAAGAAGCACCCCGUGGACACGCUUUUUCUCCUGGCCAGCGUCUGGACUGAGGUCAGCGUGGAGGUGCUGAACCGAUGCCGCAUGAAUGCCAUCAGCAACUGGCAGGCCUUCUUCCCCGUCCACUUCCAGGAGUUCAACCCCGUGCUGGCCUACCAUGGCGAGCAGGCGGCCACCUCCACCACCGGCGCAGACUUCCUGCGGGACGGACACUUUGACCGGCACGCCUUUGCCGAGGCCUGCUUCUACAACUCGGACUACAUGGCCGCCCGCACCAAGCUGGCGGCCCGUGCCCUGGGCCGGGACGAGGGGCUGGAGGAGAUGGAGGUCUUCGACGUCUUCCUGCGCCAUUCGGAGCUGCACCUCUUCCGGGCAGUGGAGCCGGGGCUGGUGCAGAAGUAUGUGCUGAGGAGCUGCAGCCCCCGGCUGAGCGAGGAGCUCUACCACCGCUGCGUCCUCAGCAACCUGCAGGGACUGGCGUCCCGCUCCCACCUGGCCGUGGCCCUCUUCGAGCAAGAGCAGGCCAACAGCACCUGAGCUGGGCGCGGGAGGUCGCACUGCGAGGCUUGGCGGGGGGUGCGGCGGGAGCGUCCCGGCAGGCGCAGCCCAGGUUCCCCGAGAGAAGCGAUUAAAGUGUUCCUGCAGA